Messenger RNA from Olea europaea var. sylvestris, 1658 nucleotides. RefSeq lists its product as uncharacterized. Gene Ontology annotation, cellular component: Golgi apparatus. Gene Ontology annotation, molecular function: UDP-xylose transmembrane transporter activity; antiporter activity. NCBI's taxonomy places the organism in Eukaryota, Viridiplantae, Streptophyta, Magnoliopsida, Lamiales, Oleaceae. The record is from RefSeq and is a predicted model, not a curated record. The transcript has 7 exons. Bases 194 to 1342 code for a protein of 382 amino acids.
AUUGCUAUCUCUCGCCGCAAGAUCCCUCUCUCUCUCUCUCUGUCUCUCUCUCUCUCUCUCUCUCUCAAUCUGUGCAUACUCUUGGGUCACUUUGCCUCCUCUUUAAAGUGUUCGAUAUACACCAAGAGUGUGAGUCGCAAUAGCAGUCCUGGUUUUAACGGAAUGCUUUAGAUUCUGCACAGAGUGUUAAGAGAUGUUUGGUUUUUUUCUCGGAAAAGAUGUCAGGAAAAUUCUCAAGCGAAAGGAUAGUGACGCUGGCGAAAGAGGUAGAGCAAUGGAGGAAUUGCGUGCUUCUGUGUUUAGCAAAUUACGGUCAUUCGGUGGUGCAAAGCGUCAGCAACAAUCCUUGUUGGGGCCCACUGUUGCUCUCACUUUCAAUUUUUUCGUUUCUGUUAGUAUUAUUUUGAUGAACAAAUUGGUACUUGUCAAUGUUGGAUUUAAUUAUCCAAUUUUCUUGACUUUUAUUCACUAUAUAUUUAGUUGGAUGAUAAUGGCUUUGCUAAAAGCUCUGUCAAUCCUUUCUCUAUCUCCUCCAUCAAGGGCAACAAAGUACUCUUCAUUGUUGUCGCUCGGUAUAGUCAUGUCUCUCUCCACUGGCCUUGCAAAUGUUAGCUUGAAAUAUAAUAGUGUUGGGUUUUAUCAGAUGGCUAAGAUUGCCGUGACACCAGCAAUUGUUUUAGCUGAAUUCAUUCUCUUCCACAAAAAAAUUUCAGUGCAGAAGGUGCUUGCGCUUACCGUGGUAUCAAUUGGUGUUGCUGUUGCUACGGUGACCGAUCUUCAAUUUCAUUUUUUCGGUGCUUGCAUAGCAGUAGCAUGGAUAAUACCGAGUGCAGUUAAUAAAAUACUUUGGUCCAAUCUACAACAAGAAGAAAACUGGACCGCCCUAGCGUUAAUGUGGAAGACCACACCUAUUACUUUAUUCUUCCUUGUGAUGUUGAUGCCAUCACUUGAUCCUCCUGGUGUCCUGUCUUUUAAUUGGAACCUCUAUAACUCUUCAAUUAUUGGUGGUUCGGCUAUUCUUGGUUUCUUACUUCAAUGGUCCGGUGCCCUAGCACUCGGGGCAACCUCUGCUACCACCCAUGUUGUUCUUGGACAAUUCAAAACUUGUGUCAUUCUUCUUGGGGGCUUUCUUCUCUUUGGUUCAAAUCCUGGAACAACUAGCAUUCUUGGAGCAGCCACAGCUCUUGUUGGUAUGUCAUUCUACACUUACCUUAACUUGCAUUCAAAGCACCAGUCAGCCAAAAGUUCUUCGCGACAAUCUUCAUUCUCAAUAUCAAAGUCGAAGCUCGGGAAAGAAAAUGGUGAGAGCCAUGAUGGAGGUGGUGGAGAGGAAUGUGUCUAGUAGACUGGUGACAUGUUUGGUAAAGUGGAAUAGAUACUAGACUGCAUUAAAAGAAGUUAACAGCUUAUCUAUUAAAUGGUUCAGUGAAAAGGGUAUUUUAUUUGAUCGAUUUUACUAACCUUGGACCAAUAUAGAUUCUACCAGCUUCACCACCCCCGCGAGAUUCAAGUAUUCUGCUGAUAAUUUUGUAUGAAUAUUUUAGGAAAGGCUUCUAUACGCAAUUUACAAAUUUUUAGUUGCUUCAAAUGCUCACAGAAAAAUGUACACUGCCACACCUUUUUGUGUUAAACAUAUUUUAUUGCUGAUAACUUCAAUG